This is a messenger RNA of Eupeodes corollae, 2271 nucleotides long. RefSeq lists its product as uncharacterized. The record is from RefSeq and is a predicted model, not a curated record. The coding region runs from base 1 to 2271 and encodes 756 amino acids. Gene Ontology annotation, biological process: DNA integration. Lineage: Eukaryota; Metazoa; Arthropoda; Insecta; Diptera; Syrphidae. Gene Ontology annotation, molecular function: nucleic acid binding. The transcript is spliced from 2 exons.
AUGUCUCCAGUGGAGUUUGAAGAAUCUAGCGUAAUCAAAGUGCUUGGUCUUCGUUGGUGCCCUUCCAAGGAUUGCUUUUCUUAUAAAGUAUCUCUUUCUCAACCGACUUCCUGUACUAAACGGCGUAUACUCUCCGACGCGUCACGAGUAUUUGAUCCGUUAGGGUUCCUGGCUCCAGUUGUAGUCGCAAUCAAAAUAUUCUUCCAGGAUCUUUGGCGAGAAAAAGUAGGCUGGGACGACGAUGUUCCACAGGAACUUGAGAAACGAUGGACUACUAUCCGUGAUGAACUCCAUUUGGUGGAAUCGAUUUUAAUUCCAAGAGUUAUGUGGUCAAAUAGGACCAACAAGGAGCUGCAUGCAUUUUGCGAUGCAUCAUUGGACGCUUAUGCCGCUGUUGUUUACUGCCGCAGUGUAGACACAAAUGGGAACGUAACCGUUUCUAUUGUAGCAGCUAAAAGUAGGGUUGCUCCUAUUAAAGUGUUAUCUUUGCCUAAAUUAGAACUUUGUAGUGCUCUUUUACUAACUAAACUUGUUGAUAAAAUAAAGACUUCUUUACAGGAAGCAAACAUUCGAGUUUUUGCAUGGACUGAUUCAUUAAUAGUGCUUCACUGGCUAUCCACUGCUCCUAAGAAAUGGUCUGUCUUUGUUGCUAAUAGGACGUCUGAAAUUCAAUCAUCAAUACCAUUCAAGUCUUGGAACCACGUACGUUCGGUGCACAAUCCAGCUGAUGUCGCUUCAAGAGGUAUUCCACCAUCGCUUUUAUCAUCAACAGAUAUUUGGUGGCAAGGACCAUGCUGGUUAAAAAAGCAACCCACUGAAUGGCCAGUCUCGCAUUAUAAUGUAAACGAUAUUCCUUGCGACAUUUUGGAACAAAGAAAAAAGAUCAAUGACGCUAAGACUGUGAUUAUAAAAUGUGCCCAGCUCUCGCUUUUCGGUUCGGAAAUAAGCCUUUUAAACAAGGGAAAAGAAUUGCCUAGUAAGAACAAAUUAUUAACUCUAAAUCCGUUUCUCGAUAAAUCAAAUGUUCUUCGUGUCGGUGGACGUAUAACGAACUCGGUUUUAAAAUAUAAUGAAAAGCACCCCAUAAUUUUGUGUAAAUCGCAUCCUAUAUCUAGACUCUUAGCACUUUCUAUUCACGAACAGUAUCUACACGCCGGUGUAACACUUAUGAUUGCCCUUUUAAAGCAAAACUAUUAUGUUCUUGGCUGCAGAAAUUUGCUACGCAAAAUAGUUUUUAAAUGUAUUACUUGCUUUCGACAACGUCAAACCUCAUCGCAUCAGCUAAUGGGCGAUUUGCCAGUAGAACGUGUUCGUUUUUCGCGUCCAUUUAGCAAGGUUGGAUGCGAUUACGCAGGUCCUAUUACCCUCCGUCUCAAUCGUGGACGAAAUCCCAAAUUUGUCAAGGCCUAUAUCGCAUUGUUUGUGUGUUUCGUUACUAAAGGUGUUCAUAUUGAACUGGUCAAUGAUUUAUCGACAGACGCAUUUUUACUAGCCCUUGAUCGGUUCGUGGCUCGUCGCGGAAGGCCAUCAGAAAUAUGGAGCGAUAACGCAACUAAUUUUCACGGAGCAAAAAGAAAACUUGGCGAACUGUACGAACUGCUUCUAAAUCAACAACGCAACAAUAUCAUCGUGGAUUAUUUAUCAAAAGACCAAAUUGCUUGGAAAUUCAUUCCACCCUCUGCACCACACUUUGGUGGAUUGUGGGAGGCUGGAAUAAAGUCACUAAAAGUUCACCUCAAACGCGUUAUCGGUGAACACAGGCUUACGUUCGAAGAGAUGUACACUCUUUUAACAAAAAUUGAAAGCUUACUUAAUUCCCGCCCAAUGUGGCAAACAUCGGACUUCGAACCCGCUGCUUUAACUCCGUCGCAUUUUAUGAUUGGAGAAUCUUAUUCUUCAGUCCCUACACCUGAUAUUUCCCAAAAUGAUGUUUUGAUUAGAAAUAACUGGUCUCUUUUACAGGCACUUAUGCAAGGAUUUUGGAAGCGCUGGCACCAAGAGUACCUAACAUCUCUACAAAGUCGGCCAAAAUGGCAAAAGGCGCAAAGAAAUCUUGAAGUGAAUGAUGUGGUUUUAUUAAAGGAAGACAAUCUCCCUCCAUCUAAAUGGAUUCUCGGACGAGUGACCGAAAUUCAUCUUGGACAAGACAACAAAUGUCGAGUUGCAACCGUCAAGACAAUUAAUGGCAGCUAUGUUCGACCAGUGGUGAAACUUGCUCCCUUACCGCUUACUGAAAGACCAGAGUCUUCCAGGGGGGGCAGAAUGUUCUGA